AUGGGAUUGGAAGAAAAGACUCUGAGAAGGAAAAUCGAUCUGUUGGUAUUAGAAUUGGGAAAGCAUUUAAGUGACGAUUUAGAAUCCCAAGGAGUCCCAAUUGUGUCCCAACUUAUAAAAGUGAAAUUAAGAUUGUGUUAUCAAAACACCGACACGGUACUGAUGCUCGAUUAUUGCGCCCAUCAAGCAGCAGCCAUCAGAGGUCUCACACUUCACGACUUAGAUCAAACAGAAGUUGUUGACCCCGAUCCAAAUCAUAAAUUCGUUUCGGAGUUUCUUCCUCCAGUUCCUUCAAAUCGAAUUGGGCGCUCCCUUUCUUCUCUCCGGGAGGAAUUUCUUACGACUCACCACCAGCAGUUCGGGUUUUGUUUGCCUGAAGAUCAUCUGAUCAACAUUUCCUCAGUCGAAAUUGAAGCAACCUCACAGGGGGAUAAAGCAUUAACCGAUUGGAAGAUUGAAAUAAUCAAAGAUUCCAAAGACUCAAAUGGAGAGGCAAACGGAAAGAACAAUGGAAGUUGCCAUGAAGAAUCCAAUAACGGCACCACUAUUAAAGGAAAACGCUGUAAGACAUUUUUGCAUGGAAAUUGGGUUGAAGCCACGCUGGUUGAUCUCACGGAGACCGUCACACCAAACGAGUUCGAUGGACCUGCAAUUUUGGUUGACCAAAUUGGGACAAACGUCGUUCUUCCCGGAUGGAAGGCGUCGCUAGAUGCGAAUCGCUGUUUGUUUCUGACGGCGUCUGAACAUGAAUGCAACAAGGAACGCUCGAAACCGUCCAAUCUUACCGUCGCCGACCCAUUUUGGCUGGAAUUAUUUAAUCACUACUUCCAAACAAUCUCUCAAGAAAUGGGUGCCAUUUUGCAGCGAACUUGUCAAUCGAUCAACAUCAAAGAACGCCUGGAUUUCUCGUGUGCUGUGUUUGAUUCUCAUGGGCGUUUAAUUGCUAAUGCUCCCCAUAUUCCAGUUCAUCUAGGGUCCAUGGGAAAAUCCGUAGAAUCACUCAUCCGAUCUAAGAACAACCACUUCAUUUCUGGUCAAGUUUUUAUUUCAAAUAAUCCCUUCAAUGGAGGAACGCAUUUGCCUGAUAUCACCGCGAUCACGCCUGUCUUUUUGACGGACGAGCAGCAGCAUGGGAAUUCCCUAAUUGCGUUCGUAGCAUCUCGCGGCCACCACGCAGAUAUUGGAGGGAAAACUCCAGGAUCGAUGCCAGCGAUGAGUUGUACACUCGAAGAGGAAGGUGUCGUUUUCGACAACAUGCUUAUUGUAGAUCCAGACAGUGGAGGGUUUUUACUUCACAAUGUCUUAGCAGCAUUAUCGUCAGGAAAGUAUCCAGCAAGGAAUCCUCAGUUAAAUAUUGCGGAUUUGCAAGCUCAGAUUGCAGCGAACCGAAGAGGAGUUGAAGAAUUGAGAAAAGCUGUGAAAUCUUUCGGUCUUGAUGCUGUACAAGCGUACAUGGGUCACGUUCUUGAUGGAGGGGAACGCGCAGCACGUUGUGUUAUCAAGAAACUCUAUCUCGAGGAUUCUUCUGGGGAUCCGAUGAAACCAGGUCGAUCUAUCAAAGAGAAGACAUUCACGUGUUGUAUGGAUGGUGGUUCUGAAAUUUGUGUCAAAGUUGAGAUAGAAGGGGAAGAAAUUUCAAUAGAUUUCUCAGGUUCAUCUGAAACUGAUCCAAUGAAUUAUAAUGCGCCACUCAGUGUUCUACACGCAGCAGUUCUUUAUGUCUUUCGAACUCUGAUCAAGGAUUGUUCUAUCCCUUUGAACGAAGGAUGUAUGCGACCGCUCAAGAUCAAGGUGCCUUACAAUUGUAUUGUUAACCCACGGGAAGGCUCUGCAGUUGCCGCAGGCAAUGUUGAAAUAUCACAAUGUGCUGUAAACGCGCUCUAUGGUUGCUUGGGACAACUGGCAGCCAGCCAAGGAACGAUGAACAACAUCACAUUUGGAAAUUCAGCAUUUCAAUAUUACGAAACGCUUGGUGGAGGUACAGGAGCAGGAGAUGGAUUCAAUGGAUGUUCAGCGAUUCAAUCUCAUAUGACGAAUUCACGUAUAACGGACGUUGAAUUGCUCGAAUCUAGAUUUCCAGUGGUUGUGCUGGAGUUUUCUAUCCGUCCUAAUACAGGGGGACAAGGAAAAUAUCGUGGUGGAGAUGGAUUGAAAAGGACUUUACUGUUUCUAGAAGAAGUCGAAUGUUCCAUACUAUCUGGUAUGUUCUUUGACUGGUUCUCUGAACUUGUUCGUUAUUUCAGGCCAACGGGAAAUCGAGCCAUUUGGUUUGUUGGAGGAUUAAAUGGCUCUCCGGGUUUGAAUCGCCUGUUUGUCAAUUCAAUUGCGGAAAAGCAAGAACGUGAUUUGAAUGAAAUUCGAGAACGACUCCCGAUGCUUGAAUCAACCAUCCGAGUGUUGAAGAGCAGAGAAACAUUUCAAAUAAGCGCUGGAGACAUUUUGAUGAUUGACACUCCUGGAGGAGGUGGAUUUGGAAAGUUCGGUUCUUAA
This is a messenger RNA of Condylostylus longicornis, 2490 nucleotides long. Its product is annotated as 5-oxoprolinase-like. The transcript has 2 exons. Lineage: Eukaryota; Metazoa; Arthropoda; Insecta; Diptera; Dolichopodidae. Gene Ontology annotation, cellular component: cytosol. The record is from RefSeq and is a predicted model, not a curated record. The coding region runs from base 1 to 2490 and encodes 829 amino acids. Gene Ontology annotation, molecular function: 5-oxoprolinase (ATP-hydrolyzing) activity. Gene Ontology annotation, biological process: glutathione metabolic process.